Messenger RNA from Alligator mississippiensis (American alligator), 2468 nucleotides. Its product is annotated as tigger transposable element-derived protein 3. Gene Ontology annotation, molecular function: DNA binding. Bases 1 to 1980 code for a protein of 659 amino acids. Gene Ontology annotation, cellular component: nucleus. The transcript is spliced from 3 exons. The record is from RefSeq and is a predicted model, not a curated record. Lineage: Eukaryota; Metazoa; Chordata; Crocodylia; Alligatoridae.
AUGUGCUGGGCAGUGCCUGGACCAUUGUGGCUGGGAUGCACUGGGGGUGUGGCUCCAUCGCUCCAGGCAGCCCCAGGCUCCAUGCAUGGUCCCCACGGCCCUGCCCCGGCUCUGCAGCAGCCUCGGCCCCUGGGGCAGCUAAUCCCCAGCUCAGCCCCGUGGGUGCGGACAAAGGUCACGGCGACGUGCGAGGGCAUCGCCGCCCUUUUCUCCCAGGAGCAGCGGCCCAUUCGGGACGACGCGGGGAAGGAGCUGCGUCAGGACGCGAUGAAGGAGAACUGCCAGCGCCUGUCUUUGCCGGCAGGUGCCUGGCCCAGGAGGGACGCGGGGAGAGACGGAGAUCGCAAAGCCGCUUCGGAGAGGCAGGAGCCUGCUGUGCUGCCCCUUAGCAGUGCCCGAGAGGAGGAGGCGUCCCCAUGUCCAGAGAUGGAGCCACACAGCAGUGCCGGGGGCACCCCUGAGCGCGACCAGACACCCCCAGGGGCAGCGGGGCGGCACAAUGCGGACGAGCUCAGCCACGGCACAGCCCACAGGACCCGGGCCCAGCUGGGCCGCAUGGGCACGCACUCCUACGUCGGCAGCCCCAGGGGCAGUGCAGGCCGAGCCGUGGCAGGCGGGAGCCGCGAGGGCGUCCUGCCGAGGAAGGAGCGCAAGGAGCUGUCGCUCCCAGAGAAGGUGCGGGUGCUGGCCAUGCUGGACGGACCCCGGGUGUCGCAGAGCGAGCUGGCCCGGCGCUUCGGCGUGUCCCAGCCCCAGAUCUGUCGCAUCCUCAAGAACAGGGAGCGCAUCCUCAGCGCCUGGCACCAGGAUGCCAACCCCGGGCGCAAGCGCAAGCGAGGGGGGCCAGGCGCAGCCUCUGAGGCCGCCCUGCUGCAAUGGGCCGAGGGCAUGCGAGCUGCCCACCCCCCUGCCCCCCAGCCGGAGCCUGCAGAAGCGCUGCGAAAGCCGGGCUGGGACCCCGCAGGGCCGCAGAAGGAGGCUGAGCCGCCCCUGGCCGCGGGCUGGGCCAGCGCGGUGCUGCCUCACCUCCUGCGCAGCUACGCCGCCGCGGACAUAUACAGCUGCACGGAGACCAGCAUCCUCAUCAGGGCCCUCCCGGCGGGGGCAGCUCCAUGGGGAAGGGGGCCAGGAGCCCGAGGACGCCUGAGCCUCCUGCUCUGCGCCAACGCCGACGGCUCUGACAAGACAGACGUCCUGGCCGUGGGCCGGCACCCGGCCCCGCGCUGCUUCGAAGGGGUCCGGCUGGCGCACAUGCCCUGGAUGUAUCGGGCCAGCCAGCAGGCGCGGCUGACAGCCCCGCUCUUCGUGGAGUGGCUGCAGGGGUUUGACGCGGCCGCGCGGCAGCAAAGGAGGCACGUGGCGCUGCUGCUCGGCCCCUCCAGCGCCAAGUCCGCCCCGGCGCUGUCCCACGUGCGGGUGCUUCCCCUGCCCCCAGCCCGGCCGCUGGACCGGGGAGUCGUGCGGUAUUUGAAGGGCCUCUAUAGGAGGAGGAUGCUGACACGGCACGAGGAGCUCGCCACGCUCCCGACGAUCUCGGACGCUCUCCACGUGCUGGCCCAGGCCUGGAGGGAGCUGCCCUGUGCAGUCAUCCAGAGCAGCUUUCGAGCUGCCGGCUUCAGCUUGGACCGUGCCCUCCAGGCUCCCGCGCUCGGCACGGUGCAGGCGCUGCGGCCGGUCGGGCUGGAGCGACUCACGCCGCUGAACUCGGGGCCGGACGGGGUGGGUGUUACCGAAGGGGUCCUGCUGGGCAGAGCGAUGGCCGGUCCAGUGGACGAGGAGGAGGAUGAAGAGGAUGACCCCCCCGCGCCGCCCUGCCCCUCCAAGGCGGAGGCGAUGGAGAGCCUGGGCAAGCUGCGGCGGUACUUGGAGUGCCACGCCACGGCCCCCGGCCUGCUGCACGCCUUCUACCAGCUGGAGGACGCGGUGCACGCGGUCUGCCCCGGGACCCUGCGAGGUGAGGCCGCAACCGUCCAGGACUGAGCCAGCAUGGACGCUGGCACCGGACUGCUGAGCGCUGCCCAGACGGCGACAGCUCCUGGUGCUGUUCCCAGAGGGGUUUCCCCGCUUUGUGCCAGUCGCUGCCACAUGGAGCUUACGGUCGGCUCGGAGGAGAGAGGCUGCAGGCAGGGAGAAAGGGAGCAGCAGUGCCGCUGAGGGUGGAUGACCACAGCAUGCGGCGAGGUGCCCAGGGUCACCCAGGGUCUGUGGCGGGGCUGGGACAGGGUGGCAAAGAAGCCCGUUCUCCCUCCUGUGCUCGUCCUCUCCACCCCUUUCCUGCCAACUUCACCCCAAUUCCAGCAGGAUGUGGUGUCCUCUGUCUCUUCCUGUCCUAAAUCCUCGCGGUGCAUGGCCGGCAGCCGCCUUUCAGUGCUGGGCGCGGACCCCGGCAGCGGGCGAGGGCCGCGGCAUGAGUCUGUGUGUCCCAAGGGGAUGUGGACCAGAGGCAAUUAAAGAGCUCGUUUGCAAUG